Messenger RNA from Thalassophryne amazonica, 1464 nucleotides. Its product is annotated as interferon gamma-like. Gene Ontology annotation, biological process: immune response. Gene Ontology annotation, molecular function: type II interferon receptor binding. Bases 170 to 805 code for a protein of 211 amino acids. The transcript is spliced from 4 exons. Lineage: Eukaryota; Metazoa; Chordata; Actinopteri; Batrachoidiformes; Batrachoididae. The record is from RefSeq and is a predicted model, not a curated record. Gene Ontology annotation, cellular component: extracellular region.
AGACAGAGACACAGGCAGGUCAGAGGUCAACUCGUCUCCAUCGGCUGCAUCGGACAUUUACGCAUCGAGUCCCAGCAGUCGAGCAAGGCCCGGUCAGCCUUGGGACGCAACCCAGCGACGCAACACAACGAAGUAGCCGGUCCGAUUACAGCCAUCAGGUGGUGGUACCAUGGUUGCCACGGUGACGGCAGUGGUGUGCCUGUCUGUGUGUCUGUGUGCGUGUCAGAUUAGAGGGAUGUACAUCCCCCCAAAGAUGAACAGAACCAUCCACAACCUCCUGCAGCACUAUAAAAUUUCAACUAAAGAGAGAUUCAACGGGAACCCCGUCUUCUCCAAGGAGCUCCUGAAAAGCAACACUGAGGAUGCAGAAAAGAGGAUUUUUGUAAGCAGUGUUUUGGAGACGUAUGAAAACAUGAUUGGUCAGAUGCUGAACCAGCUGUCCAACACAAGUUCCGGGACAGGUGAAAUUAAAGAGGGCCACGCCUCCACCAUCACCAUGGCUACUGCCGGCGAUGGCGGCAGAGCAAAGGCGGAGAUCAGGGAGGAGCUGAACUACAUCUUGAAAAAAGUCCAGGACCUGAGAAUCCUCCACUACCAGCAGCAGAAAACUCUCCUGCAGGAACUCCAGGAUGUGAGACAAAUCAAGAUGGAUAACUUCAUCAUCCAGAGUAAAUCUCUGUGGGAGCUGCCGUGGCUUUAUGAGAAAGCAAGCUCAUUGGCUGAGACCAGCAACCAUAAGCGACGACAGCUGCGGCGACGGAAGCGGAGGCAAACACAGCGGGCCAAAAGGCGCCCGAAAAUCUGAGCUGCAUCAAAACUCCACAGCAAUUAAACUAAAGAAGAAAACCGCAACAGUAACUAUAAUACAACAGCAGAAUAUUUAAAUUCCAGUCAGGUGAAAAACAGUAUUAUGAGACUUCAUGCAAUGCUGAAAAUACCAGUUUAAAACCAAGUAUCAAACUUUUUUGAAAAAUAAAACUGAACUUGUAUCUUAUGCUUGAUAAAUUAUAAAUAGUGUGGCAAAUGUUAAAUAUAUUUAUUUAUUUAAUUCACAUCAAGAUUUAGAGAGUUGAUCUCCAAUAGGAGUCAUUAACAAAUUUAUCAACAAUGUGGAAGAAUGCUUGUAACAGAUGUUUUAAUUAAUGACUCCGCCCACUUGAAGAUGAUGUUUACAGUACACUGGGUCCAGGUCCAGUGCUGAAGUACUUUGCUAAACAGAACAAAUAUACUCUUCAGGGAGUUUUACAAUUUACCGAUGUAAUUUUUCUUUAAUAUAUAUUUUGUAUUUAUGAUUUUCAUGUUGAAUCACAUUGAUUGUUGACUAUUUGUUAUGUAUUUAUUGAUUGGCACAUGAUAACUGAAUAGAACUGAAUGAAUGUAAUUUAUUCUUUUUGUGUUAUUGUAUUUAUUCCAGUUUUAAUUUAAAUCUAGUAUAACUGCCAAAAUAAUAGAAGAAAUUGAUUU